AACAGCUUCUGGAGCCGCCGCGUUCCCAUUUUUUUCUUUUUUGAGAGACCUCGGAUCAGUCCCUGGAGUUUUCACCCCCGUCUUUUUUGCCUUUUUCAAGAGACAAAUAUUUUAGUCCAUGUCGAUCUGAUCUGUUGUUGGCGAAGCGUGGAUGCGCCUGCGUCUUGUUUGUUUCCCCUCUCUCUCAAGUGAUAUCCUCUCCACCGCAUCAACCACCCCUCCAAAAAACCCGACUCUGUCCAACAUGCGAUCAGAUGAGCGGUGAAAAUCAUUUUCACGACUCUUAAAACGUCUGUGGCAAAAGAACUGAAGGAAACACAAGGAUACAUUACUUAUCAGAGGCGUGCACACGGGACUUAUUUGUUUGGUUACCACCAGAAAUAUAUAUAUAUAUAUUUAUAUUUUAGUUUUGGUGUGCGUAAAAGGCGCAGCAAACUAUCUUCCCCCUCCAAACAGCACUGGAGAUUAGGGGGAUUUUUUUCCCAAAGGGAGUGAACCGAAAACUUGGGUUUUAAGGUGCUGGUUUCUGCUGCUUCUUCUUUUUUCUUUCUUUCUUUCUUUCUUUUUUUUUUUUUUUAACCCUGCCACGAGAGAGAUGAAGGAAGAUGAUUUUUAAUGGACAUGAAUGUGUCAGGAGCUGGCCGAAUCCCUUCGUAAUUUUUGAGCUCAUUCUCGCUGAAGCCGAUCCAGCUAUUACAUCUAAAAAAGAGCAGCUGGUUUGAAAAGACAUUCCCAGCUCAGAGAUCAACACACCCUUCCCCGAAAACGGGAUGAUUUUUCAAAACUGAUAGACUUAAUUUGUUUGUAAUUCCUGCAUGAGAAGCACCGUGGAACGCGACGGUCACUAUGCCGAGGAGAAAGCAGCAAGAGCCGCGGCGAUCAGCAGCAUACAUGCCCGAGGACGAGCUUAAGGCAGCUGCUCAUGAUGAGGAAGAGCACCUGCAGGAUGACGGCCUCUCAUUAGAUGGCCAGGACACUGAGUUCCUGUGCAAUGAGGAAGAGGAAGACGUGGAUGGAGGCCAACCACCUAGCUACAGAGACUCCCCACUCAGCAAUGGUACUAACCCUGAUGCUGGAUACGGGUCUCCACUUAGUGAUGCUAGCGACCGACUUGCAGACUUCAAGAGCACCUCUUCCAGGGAUGGUCAGGACAGGGAUGGCUCUGCUUUUCCCUUCCGUUCCAACAACGGCCUCUCUUUCCAGGAUAGCCUGGCACAGAUGAAAGCCGUCUAUGCAAACCUCAUCUCAGAUGCCUCUUGGUCUAGCAUCACAAUGGACAUCAUGAAAUCUAAGCCUGCUGCGGCUGGCAGUGUCAACAGUGCCCUCACUACUCCAGAGCCUGCCACUACUGCCUCUGUGUCCACGACUACAACCAUAAAUAAGAGCAGUGGGGUCAACAUGGCUAGCAGUCACCAUAAUGGCAAGAGCUCCAGCGCCACUGUCAACCACACAGGCAACACAAGUGGCAGUACUAAUGGCACAGCAGCUAGCUCUGUUAGCAGCCACAGUGCAACCAGCAGCAGUGGGAGCAGCAGUGGUGCUGCCAGUAAUGGUCGUGGUGUAGCCUAUGACUGGCACCAGGCAGCACUUGCCAAAACUCUUCAGCAGACCCCCUAUCACCUUUUACCAGAGCCUAGCCUCUUCAGCACAGUGCAGCUCUACCGACAGAACAACAAGCUGUAUGGCUCUGUUUUUACUGGUGCAAGCAAGUUCCGCUGCAAAGACUGCAGUGCUGCCUAUGACACACUGGUGGGUUUGACGGUCCACAUGAAUGAGACGGGCCACUAUCGAGAUGACAAUAAGGACAAAGAGGAAGAUCAGGGAAAGCGCUGGUCCAAACCACGGAAGCGUUCCUUGAUGGAAAUGGAGGGGAAAGAGGAUGCCCAGAAAGUUCUGAAGUGCAUGUACUGUGGCCAUUCAUUUGAAUCUCUGCAAGAUCUCAGCGUUCAUAUGAUCAAGACCAAGCAUUACCAGAAAGUGCCUCUCAAAGAACCAGUGCCAGCCUUGGCCACUAAACUGGUACCCACUUCAGCUAAAAAACGUGCUAUCCAAGAUGCUAUUGUCUCGCCAUGCUCCCCAGACUCUAUCCAUGCUGGUAGUGGUGGUGGCAGUGUAUGUCUUGGGGAUGUUGGCAAAGACACAAAAGCUGCAGCUAACCCCUAUGUUACGCCAAACAACCGCUAUGGCUACCAGAAUGGUGCCAGCUACACAUGGCAGUUUGAAGCUCGUAAAGCACAGAUUCUAAAAUGCAUGGAGUGCGGGAGCUCCCAUGAUACACUACAGCAGCUGACUGCCCACAUGAUGGUUACAGGUCAUUUUUUGAAGGUCACAAAUUCUGCUUCUAAAAAGGGCAAACAGCUGGUCUUUGAUCCGGUGGUGGAAGAAAAGAUUCAGUCAAUCCCAUUGCCGCCAACCACCACCAGACUCCCUGUUCCCAGUACUGUUAAGUCCCAGCCAGUAUCCCCUGCACUCUCGUCUGGCUCAGAGGAAAAGAGGGAAGGAGGUGAGGAUGAAAAGGUCGAAGGUGGUGAGCAAGUGGAGAGAAAAAUUAAGGAAGAGAAAGACGACUCAGGUGAGAAAUCUGAGACUGACACCACGUCAUAUAAAUACCUUAGAGAAGAAGAUCUGGAGGAGACACCUAAAGAGGGUUUAGAUAUUCUUAAAUCCCUUGAGAACACAGUAUCUAGUGCUAUCAGCAAGGCUCAGACAGGCACACCAACAUGGGGUGGCUACCCUAGCAUUCAUGCAGCCUACCAGCUGCAGGGUGCCAUGAAAAGCUCAGCUACGGUUCUACCCCCAACGGUCCAGAGUGUUCAGAUGCAGCCAAUGUUUAACAGUGGCCUACGAAGUCUAGUGAGUGACCCCAACUCAGUCCUGCACUCACCUCGGAGCCCUUCCUCCCCUACUCCCCUCAGGAGCAAUGUCACUGCCAUGGAGGAGCUUGUGGAGAAAGUGACAGGAAAAGCUGCCACUGUGAAGAAAGAAAAGGAGGAGAAGAUGGUGAGCCUGGAAAGAUGCCGACAGUCCUCGUUGGUAAAAUCCCCUUCCCCUGCACUGAGAGAACAGCGAGAGCAAUUAGCAUCUCCAAAUGACCUUUCUGUGGGUAAGCCGUCUGGUAUGAGAAGUAGCAGCCCAGGCAGUGUAGAUUCAGAGCUUAUCUGCAAGAAGGAGCCCAAAGAGAGCCUAGUAGAUGGCCACAGCAACCAUUCAAAGAAUGGCUCUGAGACGUGCCAAUCCCCAGUAACUAAUGGAAACAGUCUUGGCAUCAUCACUGACCACUCACCUGAAAGUCCUUUCAUCAACCCUCUCAGCGCACUUCAAUCAAUCAUGAACACACACCUGGGAAAGGCCUCCAAACCAGUAAGUCCUGCUGCAGAUCCGCUAUCUAUGCUUUACAAAAUCAGCAACAGCAUGAUGGACAAGCCAGCUUUCAACCCAGCUCCUCAGGGCAAGGCAGCUGAGCCCGUCAACCACUAUCAGCUGUAUGAAAACAAUGACCAGCCCAUAGACCUGAGUAAAAAUAAGUCCACCACUAAUAGCAACAACAACAAUAACAAAAGCAGCAGUGCGCUUUUGACCAACAAUAGUGUAAAUGGUAACAAACCCCUUAUUUCCCUCCCUGACACAGUCUCCUCACCACUGAGAGAAAAUGCUCUGAUGGACAUUUCGGACAUGGUAAAGAACCUCACUGGAAGACUUACGCCCAAAUCUUCAACUCCCUCCUCCAUCUCAGAGAAGUCAGAUGCUGAUGGCAGCGCAUUUGAGGAUGCCCUAGAGGACCUCUCCCCAGUGCAGAAGAGGAAAGGGAGACAGUCAAACUGGAAUCCCCAGCAUCUCCUCAUUCUGCAGGCGCAGUUUGCGUCUAGCCUGAGGGAGACCCCAGAGGGCCGCUAUGCCAUGACUGACCUGGGCCCUCAGGAAAGGGUCCACAUCUGUAAAUUCACAGGCCUCUCCAUGACUACCAUAUCCCACUGGCUGGCUAAUGUCAAGUACCAGCUGAGACGGACUGGGGGCACCAAGUUUCUCAAGAACAUGGACUCGUGCCAGCCUGUGUUCCUCUGUGGUGACUGUGCCUCUCAGUUCAGGACUCCCUCCUCCUACAUCAGCCACCUGGAGUCUCACCUGGGCUUCAGCUUGAAGGACCUGUCCAAACUGUCAGCUGAGCACCUACGGGAGCAGCAGGCUGCCUCAAAGGUGAUCACAGACAAAAUGACAUUCGGCAGCCCCCUGUCAGCCUUGACCACGCCAGAGGACGACAUAGGCUCCGUGUACCAGUGCAGACUUUGCAAUCGGACAUUCGUCAGCAAACACGCAGUCAAACUGCACCUCAGCAAGACCCAUGGCAAGUCUCCAGAGGACCACCUGGUGUUUGUCACUGCUUUGGAGAAACUGGAGAAGCUAGACAAAAUGGAGAAGGUUUAAACAAUGUCUCGAGCUGAGAGUAAGGACUGACAGCUGUGGAACUGACUAGAUUUUCAUUGCACUAAAAUGACAUUGUUCACAGUUACUGCACUGGGCCGAACUGAGCCGCCAGGAAAAAAAAAAAAAUCAGUCUUAUUAUUUUUUUGUUGUGAUAACUGCCUGACUGGACCAUGUCUUUUCAUGUCGAUUUGUUUUUGUUUUGCCAAGCUUUUUUACACUUAUUUUGUAAUAUAUUUAUAUGCUAUUUGUCUGAUCUGUGCAUGUAUUUUAGUGAAUCAAGGUUAAACACAAGAUUUUAAUCUUUUCAUGGCAAAAAUACAACUACUGCUUCAAAGGUAAAAGUGGUGAGUGGACAGAAUUGGUGGGAGAGAUAACUGUAUAUUACUUGAUAUGAAGAAGGUGAAAAUUAAAUGUAUACACCAAAAGAAUGAAAGAAUACCCCGAAAGACUGAAGUAGCACCUUAGACAGUUGAAUUUGUAAAGAGAACAUGUUUUGAAAUAUCUUGCAUUUGUCAAAAUCAGAUUUUAAAAGAUCAAGGAUUAUCACCCCCCCCCCCCCCCCCCCCCCCCCCCCUCGCUCUCCUUCUUGGGUUUCUGUCACAGCAAUGUUUUUGAUGAUGAAUGGCCUGCUCAGUGUAUCAGAGAAAAAAAAAAAAGGAAAAAAAAAAGAUAAUAUGAACAUUUGGAAAAACUGAAAUGCUGC
This is a messenger RNA of Archocentrus centrarchus (flier cichlid), 5125 nucleotides long. RefSeq names its product teashirt homolog 1. Gene Ontology annotation, molecular function: DNA binding; DNA-binding transcription factor activity, RNA polymerase II-specific. The transcript is spliced from 3 exons. The record is from RefSeq and is a predicted model, not a curated record. Gene Ontology annotation, biological process: regulation of transcription by RNA polymerase II. The coding region runs from base 847 to 4422 and encodes 1191 amino acids. Lineage: Eukaryota; Metazoa; Chordata; Actinopteri; Cichliformes; Cichlidae. Gene Ontology annotation, cellular component: nucleus.